Molecule: messenger RNA, 2982 nt
Organism: Morus notabilis
Lineage: Eukaryota; Viridiplantae; Streptophyta; Magnoliopsida; Rosales; Moraceae
Product: protein FAR1-RELATED SEQUENCE 3-like
Exons: 6
Coding region: 294-2867 (857 amino acids)
Biological process (GO): regulation of DNA-templated transcription
Molecular function (GO): zinc ion binding
Source: RefSeq, a predicted model, not a curated record
UAAAAUUGUCAACAGAAAAGGAAAAUUAGAAACGACCCUUUUUCUGGGUUUGGAGGGUUGAAACUUGAAAGAGAGAGAGAGAGAGCUGGGUGGGACUCAAAACGAAAACGAAAACAAAAACAAAAACCCUAAUUCGCAAAGGCUUUGCAGAAGAAGAAGAUUGCGUAAUUUUGAUUUCGGGACUCCAAUAAGCCAGGUCACUUUAGUUUUCGUUUCAGCUAGGAUAAUGACGAGUUCUUUCUUGUAGUCGACGAAGUAACAAACUAUACAGUUAUUAAGUUAAUUGAUCUGGCAUGGACGUUGAAUUGGUGGAUGGUGGAGGCGAAAAUAGGGGACGUUCUGUGGGAGAAAGCACUGAACUGAAUGGAGGUGGAAAAAAACACGUGAAUGAAAGUUCGACGGGAAGAGAUCGUAGUAAUCAAGAGGAUGAUGGCAAUUCUAAACCUCAUGUGGGCAUGGAGUUUGACACAGAAGAUGCUGCCAAGAUUUUCUAUGAUUCAUAUGCCAGACGUGUAGGUUUCAGCACUCAUGUUGGUCAAUUCAGUCGUAGUAAGCCUGAUGGACCAAUUGUAACUUGGGAGUUUGCUUGUUCUAGAGAGGUAUUUAAAAGGAAAAAUGUAGAAAGCUGCAAUGCUAUGCUAAGAUUAGGGAGAAAUGAUGCAAAUGGUUGGGUUGUGACCAAGUUUGUUGAGGACCACAACCAUUCAAUGACUAGUUCUGGUAAGGUUCAUCACCUUCGACCUCGCAGACAUUUUGCUGGUGCUACAAAGAACGCGGCUGAUACAUUGGAUACUUCAAGUGAUGUUUACGUUUCCGUGGAUGGCAAUCAUGUAUCUCACGAACCUAACCGUGGAGUUAGGAGUGUCUCCCCUGUAGAAUUCAAUCGCCAAGCAAGGAAUAUUGGGCCAGUAAACUAUAUAAGGCCUUCUAGCCGAAAGAGAACUCUUGGAAGAGACGCACAGAAUCUUCUAAACUAUUUCAAAAAGAUGCAGGCUGAAAACCCAGGCUUCUUUUAUGCAAUACAGCUAGAUGAUGAUAACCGCAUGACUAAUGUCUUUUGGGCUGAUGCACGAUCAAGGGCAGCGUAUAACUGCUUCGGUGAUGCUGUAAUAUUUGACACAAUGUAUAGACCAAAUCAAUACCAGGUCCCAUUUGCUCCUUUCACAGGUGUAAAUAAUCAUGGUCAGAUGGUAUUGUUUGGUUGUGCGCUGCUUUUGGAUGAGUCAGAGUCUUCGUUUACUUGGUUGUUUAGGACCUGGUUGUCUGCAAUGAAUGACCGCCCCCCUGUUUCUGUAACAACGGACCAAGAUAGGGCCAUACAGGUCGCAGUUGCUCAUGUAUUUCCAGAAACUCGUCAUUGUAUAUGCAAGUGGCAUAUCUUGAGAGAAGGGCAGGAAAGAUUGGCUCACAUAUAUCUGGCUCAUCCUUCAUUCUACGGGGAGCUGUACAGCUGCGUGAACUUUUCAGAGACCAUUGAGGAUUUUGAAUCAUCAUGGGCAUCUCUCCUUGAUAGAUAUGACCUCUGCAGAAAUGAGUGGCUGCAGGCUGUAUACAGUGCUCGAAAGCAGUGGGCCCCAGUUUAUUUCCGUGGUACAUUCUUUGCUGCACUUUCCUCAAGCCAAGGUGUUAGUUCUUUCUUCGAUGGUUAUGUGAAUCAGCAGACCACCAUACCACUAUUUUUUAAACAGUAUGAGAGAGUUCUUGAGCAUUCGUUAGAAAAAGAAAUAGAAGCUGAUUAUGACACAAUUUGUACGACACCAGUGCUGAAGACGCCAUCACCAAUGGAGCAACAGGCAGCCAACCUUUACACGAAGAAAGUUUUUGCCAAGUUUCAAGAGGAACUAGUCGAAACUUUUGUGUAUACUGCAAAUAAUAUUGAAGGUGAUGGGGUAGUGAGUAAGUACCGAGUUGCAAAAUAUGAACAUGAUGACAAAGCGUACAUAGUCACUUUAAAUGUCUCAGAAGUGAGAGCAAAUUGCAGCUGUCAGAUGUUUGAGUAUUCUGGUAUUCUAUGUAGACAUAUAUUAACUGUGUUCACUGUAACAAACGUUCUUACCCUUCCUUCACAUUAUAUAUUGAAGCGUUGGACAAGGAAUGCCAAAGCUGCAGUUGGACAGGAUGAAUCAAGUACAGAUCCACAAGCUAUUGAGACUCUUACCGUGCGCUUUAACAAUUUAUGUCGGGAAGCAAUUAAAUAUGCAGAGGAAGGGGCAGUUUCUGUUGAGACCUAUAAUACAGCUAUGGGCGCUUUGCGAGAGGGCGGGAAAAAAAUUUCUGUUGUGAAGAAAAAUGUUACUAAAGUCACACCACCUACUUCCCAGGGAAGUGGAAAUAGUCAGGAUGAAGGUAACAAGAGAGGGCAUUUGCCAGCAUUGGAAAUGGUUUCCUCAUUAUGGCCUUGGCAAGAAGCAAUGCCACACCAUUUUAAUCUUAAUGAUGUCGGUAUUCCUGGUUCUAAUCUGAAUCAGCCCAACUCUGUGUCUAUUCAACGCGACAAUGGCCCUUCUGAUAACACGGUGGUUCUUACUUGUUUUAAGUCCAUGACUUGGGUUAUAGAAAACAAGAAUUCAACUCAAGCUAGCAAAGUAGCCGUAAUAAACUUGAAGCUGCAAGAGUAUGGCCAGACCCCUGCAGGAGAGACGGAAGUCCAAUUUAGGCUGACAAGGGUUACGCUGGAGCCUAUGUUGAGAUCCAUGGCCUACAUCAGUCAGCAGCUCUCUACACCUACCAACAAAGUUGCCGUCAUCAAUCUAAAGCUCCAAGAUACAAUGACAACAACUGGAGAAACGGAGGUAAAAUUUCAAGUCUCCCGAGAUACACUAGGAUCAAUGUUGAGAUCAAUGGCUUACAUUCGUGAGCAGCUAUAAAAGCUCGUUUAAUUCUGAAGCCGAAACUAUAAAAAGAGUUUAUUAUGUCUUCUAUAUCCCGUGGCAAGCAAAUAACGGCAAUAACUGAAUUAUGGCUGUUAUCAUCCGAAGGCAA